Penicillium coprophilum is the source of this 1350-nucleotide messenger RNA. RefSeq lists its product as uncharacterized. Gene Ontology annotation, molecular function: aspartic-type endopeptidase activity. NCBI's taxonomy places the organism in Eukaryota, Fungi, Ascomycota, Eurotiomycetes, Eurotiales, Aspergillaceae. Gene Ontology annotation, biological process: proteolysis. The transcript has 3 exons. Bases 1 to 1350 code for a protein of 449 amino acids. The record is from RefSeq and is a predicted model, not a curated record.
AUGCACAGUGGGUUGGCCUGCCUACUCGGCUUGACCAGCUUAGCCUUAACAAAUGCGUUGAGUCUGGAGAAGAGAGACAGCCCUGCGGUUCUCACGGUCCCACUGGUACGCGACACGUCGCGUCAGCUUUCCAAGCGAUCGAAAACCGUCAAUGUCGGUCUUGACAAUGAGGAUGUAUCUUACAUAUCCUAUGUCGCAAAUAUGACUUUCGGCACCCCACCUCAGCAUUUUUUAACCUACCUUAACACCUGGGGUAACGGCUGUUGGCUUGAGAGUGUGGAUAACUCUGAUUGCUACCUGUACCUGAACAGGUCUUCUUGUGGUGGAUAUGGAGGUUACAACUUGAGUGCCUCAACCACUGCCAAGAAGCUCGACGAGCGAUUUGCAUAUGAUGAUUCCGGUUCAAUGAUUGGUGGGGAUAUGGUGACUGAUGUUCUGGAAAUUGCUGGUGUCAAAGUGGACACUAUGAAGAUGGGGAUUGCUAUGGAUUCUGCAAUCACUUCCAACCACUUGGGUCUUGGAUACGGAAAUGCAUCUUCCACUUCCCUGACUCAGGCACUAGCCGACGCCGGUGUCAUAAGCUCUCCGGCUUUCAGUCUUUGGGGUCAGACCGCUCUGUUUGGCGGCGUUAACAGGGCCAAGUACAAUGGCUCUCUUCAUACCUUCCCCAUCGUCAACGGAUCAAAUCUUACGAAAGCUCUUCGUAUUAACAUGGAUGGCAUCUCAAUCAACGAAACAUCCGCAGCCUCGAAAGAGUUUCCGCUAGAUGCAGUCUUCGACACUGCGCUUGCCAUGACCUACGUGCCCAAGUCUGUCGCUCAGGCCCUGAAUGCCCAAAUUGGCAACACGUCUGUUCCGGAUGAGUGGGGACAAGUCAACUUUUCUUGCAAGGCAGUGAACCUCGAAUCAAUAGUCGAGUUCAAAUUUGGAGAUUUGGAAUUCAAAUUCUUCCUCGGACAAUUCGUUGACCAAGCACCUCACGCCGUGACAUCUUACGGGUGGUAUCCUGAUAGGGAGACGUGCUAUUUUACCAUCCUCGAGAAUGUCCAUUACCGUUCUGAGGGAAGCAUCGUUCUGGGUUCCACCUUCAUGAGCAAUGCCUAUACAGUCUUUGAUCUUGAGAACGACGAGAUAUCACUGGCAAGACUUAACUACGGGUCUCCCACUCCGGACGAUAUUGUGGAGAUCAAAUCGGGCAAGAAUUCUGUGCCUGACGCGAAGGAUUCUGUGCCUGACGCGAAGGAUUCUGUGCCUGAGGCAAAGAAAGACUCGGCUGGUUCGCACAUCGGAGUAGCCCCGGGGAUGAGCGCUUUGAUGGUCGGCGCUGCUGUGCUGAGCCUGAUAUCUUAA